This is a messenger RNA of Salvia hispanica, 2223 nucleotides long. Its product is annotated as DNA/RNA polymerases superfamily protein. The record is from RefSeq and is a predicted model, not a curated record. Gene Ontology annotation, cellular component: nucleus. Gene Ontology annotation, molecular function: DNA-directed DNA polymerase activity; damaged DNA binding. Gene Ontology annotation, biological process: error-prone translesion synthesis. NCBI's taxonomy places the organism in Eukaryota, Viridiplantae, Streptophyta, Magnoliopsida, Lamiales, Lamiaceae.
UCAGUGAAUUAAAUUAUUGAGUUUUUCAACUCUGUCUUUCACUCCUCAAAUCCUCAAUUGCUUCACCAAAACAAUGGAAGAAAUUCAAAAUGAUGAAAAAUCAAAUUCAGGGAAUGAUUCCGCUCGACCAUGGCAAUCCUACAAUACUGUUUAUACCAACGCUAAAGCAGGGAUGGAAGGGGUGGACAAGGAGAAAGUGCAGAGGGUGGUUUAUGAGAUGAGCAAGGGAUCCAAGUAUUUUGAACACGAGGAAAAGAAAGAAGCUUACAUGAAGCACAAAAUCGAGAGCUUUCGGGCGCAGCUUGCUAAGCUUACUGACUCAGAUUUAUCACACCAUCGGAAGAUUGCUGAUAGAAAAAUUGCAGGAUUGGAAGCCACCCGUGAUCUGUCAAGGAUUUGGUUACAUGUAGAUAUGGAUGCUUUUUAUGCAGCCGUUGAAACACUGAGCAAUCCUUCUCUAAAAGGCAAGCCAAUGGCUGUUGGUAGCAUGUCUAUGCUAUCCACAGCUAAUUAUGAGGCAAGGAAAUUUGGGGUUAGAGCUGCAAUGCCUGGAUUUAUUGCACGUAAACUGUGUCCUGAACUAAUUUUUGUUCCAACAGACUUCAAGAAGUAUAAUCAUUUUAGCGGUUUAACUAGGAAAGUUUUCGAGAGGUAUGAUCCCAACUUUCUAGCUGCAAGUUUGGAUGAGGCUUACCUAGAUAUAACAAAUUUCUGCAAUGAAAAGGGAAUGACUGGUGGACAAGUGGCUGAAGAGCUCAGAGAAAGUGUUCACAAGGAGACUGGGCUCACAUGUAGUGCUGGGGUGGCACCAAAUCGCUUGCUCGCCAAGGUUUGUUCAGAUAUCAAUAAGCCAAAUGGUCAGUUUGUUUUGCCAAAUGAGCGUGUUGCUGUUGUAACAUUUAUAUCAUCAUUACCUAUAAGGAAGAUUGGGGGCAUUGGUAAGGUUACUGAAAAUAUUUUGAAAGGAGUUCUUGGAAUUACAACAUGUGAGGAAAUGCUGCAGAAAAGUAGUUUCAUCUGUGCAUUAUUUUCUCACGCAUCUGCAGAUUUCUUUUUAUCUGUCAGUUUGGGAAUUGGGAGGACAGAUACACCUCAAGCGUCCCAGAGGAAAAGUAUGAGUACCGAAAGAACUUUCUCGCCUACAGGAGACAAGGCAUCAAUAUUCCAGAAAUUAGUUGAUCUUUCAGAAAAUCUUUCUUCUGACUUGAAGAAAGAAGGCAUCCGUGGAAGAACAUUGACAUUAAAGUUGAAAACAUCAAGUUUUGAGGUUCGAACUCGGGCAGUGACUCUUUCAUAUAAUACUUGCUCAAGUGAGGAUAUUUUGAAACAAGCGAAAAAACUGCUCAAGGCUGAACUUCCGGUGUCACUCAGACUAAUGGGACUGCGGAUGUCAAACUUCGGUGAAGGCAGAGAAGGUGUUGCAGCUGAUCCUAAACAAAAGACACUUUCUAACUUUCUGGGGGCAGAUGAUGCUUCGCGACGAGGGCUGGGAGCUCAAGUGCAGUUAGAGUCCACUAUCUGUGAUGAUGCUCUAGCCAUCAUCGACACAGAGUCCAGUUUAUGUGGUGAUAUACACGAGCCAUCUGAAUCAAUUGAUUUUGCAGAUACCUACCAGAUACAUGAUUCUGAACACACGGGCACAAGGCAUUUUCACAGUGAAUCCGAAACUCGAGAAGCUUUUAAUCUCCAGAUUGACAAUUUGAAUGAAAAGGUUUGUCAUCACGACACAGUUGGAGCUGCGGCAGAUCUCCUUCCAACAGGAACUGGUCGGUUAGUAGAAAGAGAUUCUUCGUCUGGGUUGUGCGAGGAAAGCAGUUUUGAUCAACAUAAGAGAGACUGCAGCAAUGGCGAGGCAGGGUCUUCACUAAAUCCCAGAGAUACCAUAUGUUGGUUGAAUGACUACCAAUGCUCAGUAUGUGGAGCCGAACUUCCUCCCAGCUUUAUCGAGGAAAGGCAAGAGCAUUUUGAUUUCCAUCUUGCCGAGCGGCUGCAAGAUGAGGAGUCAAUCAACAGAAACAGACUUGUCAAGCCUCCUAACCUAAGAUUCGCCGAGAAGGGCGAUAUGAGCAAUCGAAAGAAAAAGAAGCAGAAAAGAUCUUCUCCUUCUGAGGGUAAGCACAUUCCAAUCGAUGCGUUCUUUGCCAAGACGAGCCAAAACUUCUGAUAUUGUAUAGUAGAAAAUCAAUUUUGUUCAUCAUAGAUCCUAUGUAUAUUUUCCCAAAA